This is a messenger RNA of Acomys russatus (golden spiny mouse), 3179 nucleotides long. RefSeq names its product signal peptide, CUB domain and EGF like domain containing 3 (gene Scube3). Gene Ontology annotation, biological process: signal transduction. The transcript is spliced from 22 exons. Gene Ontology annotation, molecular function: calcium ion binding. The coding region runs from base 1 to 3012 and encodes 1003 amino acids. Gene Ontology annotation, cellular component: cell surface. The record is from RefSeq and is a predicted model, not a curated record. NCBI's taxonomy places the organism in Eukaryota, Metazoa, Chordata, Mammalia, Rodentia, Muridae.
AUGGAACCUCUCAUUAACCCCACCAUUCAGGAAACCUGUGAAGCCCUGUCCAUCAAAGGUUGCCUAACAACAGGCCUGCUGGAAUACAGAGUGCCCCUUGGACGCCACUGUGCAGACGUGGAUGAGUGUGUGGAAGGGACUGACCAUUGCCACAUCGAUGCCAUCUGCCAGAACACUCCAAGGUCAUACAAGUGCAUCUGCAAGUCUGGCUACACGGGGGACGGCAAACAUUGCAAAGACGUGGAUGAGUGUGAACGGGAGGACAAUGCAGGCUGUGUACACGACUGUGUCAAUAUCCCUGGCAAUUACCGGUGUACCUGCUAUGACGGCUUCCAUCUGGCGCAUGAUGGACACAACUGUCUGGACGUAGAUGAGUGUUCUGAAGGCAAUGGCGGCUGUCAGCAGAGCUGCGUCAACAUGAUGGGCAGCUAUGAAUGCCACUGCCGAGAAGGCUUCUUCCUCAGCGACAACCAGCACACCUGUAUCCAGCGGCCAGAAGAAGGGAUGAACUGCAUGAACAGGAACCAUGGCUGUGCCCACAUCUGCCGGGAGACGCCCAAGGGGGGCAUUGCCUGUGAAUGUCGCCCCGGCUUCGAGCUCACCAAGAACCAACGGGACUGUAAAUUGACCUGUAACUACGGUAAUGGCGGCUGUCAGCACACGUGUGACGACACAGAGCAGGGCCCCCGGUGCGGCUGCCAUGUCAAGUUUGUGCUCCACAGUGACGGGAAGACAUGCAUCGAGACCUGUGCCGUCAACAACGGAGGCUGCGACAGUAAGUGCCACGAUGCUGCGACGGGCGCCCACUGCAGCUGUCCUGUGGGGUUCAUGUUGCAGCCAGACAGAAAGACCUGCAAAGACAUAGACGAGUGCCGUUUGAACAACGGGGGCUGCGACCACAUCUGCAGAAACACAGUGGGCAGCUUUGAGUGCAGCUGCAAGAAAGGCUACAAGCUCCUCAUCAACGAAAGGAGCUGCCAGGAUAUAGAUGAAUGCUCCUUUGAUAGAACUUGUGACCACAUGUGUGUCAACACACCAGGAAGUUUCCAGUGUCUCUGUCAUCGAGGCUACCUACUAUACGGUGUCACCCACUGCGGGGAUGUGGACGAAUGCAGCAUCAAUAAGGGAGGCUGCCGCUUUGGCUGCAUCAACACCCCCGGCAGCUAUCAGUGUACCUGCCCAGCCGGUCAGGGCCGCCUGCACUGGAACGGGAAGGAUUGCACAGAGCCAGUGAAAUGUCAGAACAGUCCUGGGGCCUCAAAAGCCAUGCUCAGCUGCAAUCGGUCUGGCAAGAAGGACACUUGUGCCCUGACCUGCCCCUCUCGGGCCCGAUUUUUGCCAGAGUCAGAGAACGGUUUCACGGUGAGCUGUGGGACCCCCAGCCCUAAAGCCGCUCCAGCCCGAGCUGUCCACCCUGGGAAUAAUGCCACCUACAACCACUGCCACGAGGCUGCAGUGCUCCCGGUCAAGCAGAGGGCCUCCUUCAAGAUCAAGGACGCCAAAUGCCGGCUGCAUCUGCGAAACAGAGGCAAAGUGGAGGAAGGCAGCAGAGUCCCAGGCCCAGGUGGUGCCCCCUGCUCUGACUGCCAGGUCACCUUCAUCCACCUUAAGUGUGACUCUUCUCGGAAAGGCAAGGGCCGACGGGCCCGGACCCCUCCAGGCAAGGAGGUUACCCGGCUCACCCUGGAAUUAGAAGCUGAGGUCAGAGCCGAAGAAACGACAGCUGGCUGUGGGCUGCCUUGCCUCCGACAGCGGAUGGAGCGGAGACUGAAAGGCUCCCUGAAGAUGCUCAGAAAGUCCAUCAACCAGGACCGGUUCCUGCUGCGGCUCGCAGGCCUUGACUACGAGCUAGCCCACAAGCCGGGCCUGGUAGCUGGGGACCGAGCAGAGCCAGUGGAGGUCUGCCGGCCCGGGCAGCACCGAGCAGGCACCAAGUGUGUCAGCUGCCCGCAGGGAACGUAUUACCACGGCCAGACGGAGCAGUGUGUGCCAUGCCCAGCGGGCACCUUCCAGGAGAGGGAAGGGCAGCUCUCCUGCGACCUUUGCCCUGGGAGUGAUGCCCACGGGCCUCUCGGAGCCACCAACGUCACCACAUGUGCAGGUCAGUGCCCGCCUGGCCACCAUUCAGUAGACGGGUUUAAGCCCUGCCAGCCAUGCCCACGUGGCACCUACCAGCCUGAAGCGGGACGGACCCUGUGCUUCCCCUGUGGUGGAGGCCUCACUACCAAGCAUGAGGGGGCAGUCUCUUUCCAGGACUGCGACACCAAAGUCCAGUGCUCCCCGGGCCACUAUUACAACACUAGCAUUCAUCGCUGUAUCCGCUGUGCCGUGGGCUCCUACCAGCCGGACUUCCGGCAGAACUUCUGUACCCGCUGCCCAGGAAAUACAAGCACUGACUUUGAUGGUUCUACCAGUGUGGCCCAGUGCAAGAACCGGCAGUGUGGUGGGGAGCUAGGCGAAUUUACUGGCUACAUCGAGUCUCCCAACUACCCGGGCAACUACCCAGCCGGCGUGGAGUGCAUCUGGAACAUCAACCCCCCACCCAAGCGCAAGAUCCUUAUCGUGGUCCCCGAGAUCUUCCUACCAUCCGAGGACGAGUGUGGGGACGUCCUGGUCAUGAGAAAGAACUCCUCCCCGUCCUCCAUCACCACUUACGAGACCUGCCAGACCUAUGAGCGGCCCAUUGCCUUCACGGCCCGGUCCAGGAAACUCUGGAUCAACUUCAAGACCAGUGAGGCCAACAGCGCCCGUGGCUUCCAGAUUCCCUACGUGACCUACGAUGAGGACUACGAGCAACUAGUGGAAGACAUAGUUCGGGACGGCCGGCUCUAUGCCUCUGAAAACCACCAGGAGAUCCUAAAGGACAAGAAGCUUAUCAAGGCCUUCUUUGAGGUGCUGGCCCACCCCCAAAACUACUUCAAGUACACGGAGAAACACAAGGAGAUGCUGCCAAAGUCCUUCAUCAAGCUGCUGCGCUCCAAGGUCUCCAGCUUCCUGAGGCCUUACAAAUAGUGCCCGUGGCCCAGAGACCCAGGUUUUGGAGCUCCCACCUCCCUGGCCCUCCUCAGAGCUGGUACCCCAACCUCAGCCGAGAAACUGCCCUCUCCUGGCGGAGAAGCGUCACUACACCAGGCACUCUCCCCUUCUGUCUUUCAAGUUAGCAUGCCUUCUCUCAGCCU